Messenger RNA from Asparagus officinalis (garden asparagus), 2893 nucleotides. Its product is annotated as histone-lysine N-methyltransferase TRX1-like. Gene Ontology annotation, cellular component: chromatin; nucleus. Gene Ontology annotation, biological process: regulation of transcription by RNA polymerase II. The transcript is spliced from 19 exons. The coding region runs from base 136 to 2811 and encodes 891 amino acids. Lineage: Eukaryota; Viridiplantae; Streptophyta; Magnoliopsida; Asparagales; Asparagaceae. The record is from RefSeq and is a predicted model, not a curated record.
AGGGCAAAAUGUCCGGGGGCAAAUCGAAAAGUCCAUCUGGUUGCCUUACCCCCCUAUCAUUCAAAGAUCCGCUCCCAAUUUGAUAGCUCGUCCUAAAACCCUAGGCAGCCCCUCUCGAAACGAUCAACGCACGCAAUGCCCUUGGGUUCAUCACCGGCUUUCUUGCAUGAAGACGAGGAAGUCGAUGGCCGGACGAUGAAGUACCUCCCCAUUGACCGCCUCUACUCUUCCACCUCCCCGUGCAUAAACCCUAGCGGAUCCUCCAGCGUCAUGUCCAAAAAGGUCAAGGCUCGAAAGCUCAUCGAAGAAGAGGAUGAGGAGGAGGAGAAGGGAGAAAAGAUGAUGGUGAAGAAAGAGCCGUUCCUUCUUGUUUAUAGAAGGCGCAAUAAGAAGAAGCCUAGGCCUUGUGAUGAAAGAAGUGAAGGAGAUCAUCAUCAUCAAUCUGGUGGCGAUUCUAGAAAAAAGGCGAAGAAGAACUAUGAGCUUCUCAGUUUGGAUUCCUCUGGGAUCUCUGGACCUCGGCAUCUAAGAAGAAGUGGGGGGUUGAGCAGAAAGGGCAAAGAGUCUGAUAUUGGGUGUAGAGGUCGUUGUCCAGGAUCAUCCAAAGAGUCAUCGUCUGCUUUUUCCAGGACGCAGCGAUGGGUUGAGUUGGAUUUUGAUGGGGUGGAGCCAAAUGUGUUUGUGGGAAUGACUUGCAAGGUGUUUUGGCCAAUGGACGACAACUGGUACAAGGGCUCUGUGUCCGGGUACAAUUCAGUAACAAGGAAGCAUUGUAUUGAGUACAAUGAUGGUGAUGUUGAACAUCUUAGUCUUACGGAUGAAAAGAUUAAAUUUCACCUAUCUACCGAAGAAGUUCAACACUGGAAUCUGAAGUAUGAUGUUUCAAGCAGGGAGAAGAAAGGACUCAACUAUAAUGAAAUGCUGGCAUUGGCUGCCAGUUUUGAUGACUGCCAAGACCUGGAACCUGGCGAUCUUGUUUGGGCCAAGCUUACUGGGCAUGCUAUGUGGCCGGCUGUCAUUGUUGAUGAAUCAAAUAUUGGAGAGAGAGGGGUCCUACAAUUAGUACGACAUAAUCAAUCGGUUCUUGUACAAUUUUUUGGAACACAUGAUUUUGCAAGGAUUAAUUCGAAGCAGGCUAUUCCAUUUCUUAAUGGUCUUCUUUCUUCUUUGCAUCUGAAGUGCAAGCAAACACGUUUCGGUCGAAGCUUAGAAGAAGCUAAAGAGUAUCUCAGGGACCAACAACUUCCAGAGACAAUGCUGCAAAUGCGAAAAAGCAACAGUGCUGAAGGUAGUUGGGAUUAUUCUAGAGAGAAGGAGGAAAGGAUUUACUCUUGUGAAGAUCAUGGGGAAGAUAUGAUGCAAAAAACAGUUGAAUGCAACAGUACAUUACCACUGGAAAUUGGGAACCUUCGAGUAACUAGCUUAGGAAAGGUUGUAUGUAAUUCAAUGCAUUUCCAUGACAAGAAACACAUCUGGCCAGAAGGAUAUACUGCCUUCAGGACGUUUACAUCGAUGAGAGAUCCAAGCAUGGAAACGUCAUAUAAAAUGGAAGUUUUGAGGAAUCCAAAAGUUAAAAGUCGGCCUCUUUUUCGGGUUACAUCUGAUGAUGGACAACAGAUUGAUGGUCCAAAUCCUUCUGCUUGUUGGAAGGAAAUUUAUGAGCGAAUCAGACAAAGUCAGAACAAUCUUAAUGCUGAAGCCCAGCUCCUUGACGUUCAAAGUCCUGGGUCUGAGAUGUUUGGCUUCAAAAAUCCAAAAGUAGCAGAGCUUAUUCAGGACUUGCCAAACGCUAGAUUUUGCUCAAAAUAUUUCAAAAGAUGUGGGGAUUUUCCUGAAGGUUUUAGAGCAGUUCAUGUUGACUGGAAUGAUCUUGACAGGUGUAGCGUAUGCAAUAAUGAUGAGGAGUAUGAAGAUAAUCUGUUCUUGCAGUGUGAUAAAUGUCGCAUGAUGGUCCAUGCUAGAUGCUAUGGUGAAUUAGAGUCUUUAGAUGGAGUUCUUUGGUUCUGCAACUUAUGUCGUCCUGGGGCACCCAAAUCACCUCCACGAUGCUGCCUUUGUCCUGUUACAGGUGGUGCACUAAAACCUACCACUGAUGGGCGUUGGGCACAUCUGGCAUGUGCUAUAUGGAUUCCUGAAACUUGCUUGGUGGAUGUGAAGAGAAUGGAGCCUAUUGACGGGCUGGCCAGAAUUAAUAAGGAUCGAUGGAAGCUUUUAUGUAGCAUUUGUACUGUUGGUUAUGGAGCCUGCAUUCAGUGUUCACAUUGUACCUGUCGUGUGGCAUAUCAUCCUCUUUGUGCACGGGCAGAAGGUCUUUGUGUUGAGCUUGAAGGUGAAGACGGAACCCAUUUGAUGUCAUUUGAAGAGGACGGACAGUGCAUUCGGCUACUAUCCUUCUGCAAGAAACACAGGCAGACUGGUAAUGAUGGGAAGCAGGUUGAUGAAAAUGUGGUCUUGCUUGAUCAGUGUGCUUCCAAAUAUGUCCCUGCGUCAAAUACAUCUGGCUGUGCCAGAACUGAACCUUAUAAUUUAUUUGGGAGAAGAGGAAGGAAAGAACCCCAAGUCCUUGCUGCUGCAUCGGUGAAGCGAUUAUUUGUAGAGAAUAUGCCUCACCUGGUCCGUGAUUAUUAUCAAAAUGGAGUCAACCUUGGUUUUCAUGGUGAUGAAUCUCAACUUCUUCUACUGCCUGGUGCUUCAAAAGGUGGAAUUCAGCAUGUUGCUUCUGCAAAUAUUUCUUCAAUGGCUGAAAAGUACCACAAUAUGAAGAUAACCUUCAGGAAAAGAUUGGCAUUUGGUCAGCAAUCCAUUCAUUAAAAAGCAGCUUUGAUAUAUACUGUUCAAUUGGAUCAGUCAUAUAUGUUUUUUUACAUUUUCCCUGGCAUAGCUUGUUAAUGAU